AUGAAGAAAUUAAACCAAUAAAAAAGUAUAAUUAAAUCCAAUAGACUGUACUAUUGGACCUAUUUUUGACAAGCGUCCACCAUAAAUUUAUAAAUUAUCAUUAAAUUUAAGAAGUUUAUUAAGAAUACUGGUGUUUUGCAUUUGGAUUCAAGAUAAAAAGUUCAAUAAUGGCUGGAGUAUCUAAAGAAGAUAUAAAAAUUUGGAAGAAGGAUAAUUAAGAGAUUCAGGAGUAACCUUAAAAGGUCAUAAUUUAGAUGUCACGUGUAUUAUUUUAAGUAAAAGAUAAAUUGGUUUAUACCUGGUAGUAUAGAUUAUAAGAUUAUUGAAUGGAAAAAGAUGGUUAAUACAAUUUAUUGAGAACAAUCAUAACCUUGUGACACUUAGUCUAUUGUAUAGUGUUUAUUAUUAAAUUAAAGUGAAAAUUGAAUAUUUUCUGUUCAUUCGAAUGGAUCAAUUAAGAUUUGAACUUAAAUACAGAUAAGAGUUAGUUGAUGUUUCAUUAUUAGGUUCAUAAGCAUUGUAAAAAUAUUGGUUAAAUGAGUAUGAAUGUAAAUGAAACACUAAUAAUCUCAUAUAGAGAUGAUAAAAAAGUAAUAGUUUGGAAGAAGAAGGCGAUUGAAAAGAUUUAAGUUUAAGUGAGUUUUAGAAUAUCUUAAAAAUGA
Molecule: messenger RNA, 662 nt
Organism: Paramecium pentaurelia
Lineage: Eukaryota; Ciliophora; Oligohymenophorea; Peniculida; Parameciidae
Source: the annotation of a GenBank genome assembly